This is a messenger RNA of Drosophila guanche, 357 nucleotides long. RefSeq lists its product as uncharacterized. The transcript has 2 exons. The record is from RefSeq and is a predicted model, not a curated record. NCBI's taxonomy places the organism in Eukaryota, Metazoa, Arthropoda, Insecta, Diptera, Drosophilidae. Bases 50 to 283 code for a protein of 77 amino acids.
CUCAAUCAUUUUGAACUCUUCGCCUCUGACUGACCACUGACCACUGACCAUGUGCCACCAUCGUCUGCACAUUUUGUUGCUGCUGCUGUCGCUCUUCAGCUUUGCUUUGCUCAGCAGCGUGCAUGGCCUGCCCUGGGGUGGACCCUCCUCGAAUCAUCGCGGCUCCAGCGGCGGACCUUCGUGGAAUGGCGGCCCUGAGGAGGAUCCCCGCAAUAUAAUACUCCACGCGAAUGGCAAUGGCAAGUCCAAUUAUGGCCAAAGUCUGCGCCAGUGGCGUUACUGAGCGAGGAAACCAAUUAAGUUUCAUUUUAAAUGGGAAAAAUAAUGAAUUAUUCAUUUCAAAUAUUUAUUAUACAU